Seminavis robusta is the source of this 1887-nucleotide messenger RNA. The record is from the annotation of a GenBank genome assembly. Lineage: Eukaryota; Bacillariophyta; Bacillariophyceae; Naviculales; Naviculaceae.
AUGAGUGGAACCAUGCCUCCCUUGAGUGAAGAUAACACUGCUGGCCAUGGCCAUUCGGCCGACUAUUACUCUGCAGGGUCCAAGGAGUUGGCCACAGAGACCAAGCUGACCUUGUCGCGAUUAGAGCCGAGACGCAAGCUGACGAAGGAUUCGACUCUCUUGGUGAUUGUGUUGGUGGGAUUGCCUGCCAGAGGAAAAUCUUUUGUGUCACGCAAGUUACAGGCUUUCUCAAGAUGGUCGGGCUCUCAGACCAAGAUCUUCAACGUUGGCAAGUAUAGGCGCCAAGCUUAUGCUGCGGUGUCCAAGGUCAACAAGAGUACAGAAGGUGAAGCGGGUAGCUGUUCUGCUGACUUUUUUGACGCCAAGAACAAGGAAGCGAAGCAGCUCCGCGAAAAGGUCGCCAAGGUCGCCUUGGAUGAUAUGCUGCGAUGGCUGGAAGCAGACUCAGAGUCGGAUGACAGUGAAGAUCAGCCGCAUCGCACUUCCGAGGGCAAACGUCGUGGCAGUGGUUCUAGUCCCAUGGAUGCAGACUUCAUUGGGGAUUCCCGCGCCCGUGAUUGGGCCAAAGAUAAGGUCGCCAUCUUUGAUGCUACCAACUCCACUGCGGCCAGGCGUCAGUGGAUCCUCGAAGAAUGCACUUCCAAUCGAGAGGGCAAGCUACCCAUUGGGGUUGUCUUUGUCGAGUCGAUUUGUGAUGAUCAAGAACUCUUGGAAGAGAACUAUCGUUUCAAGGUGAACAACUCUCCAGAUUACAAGGGUAUCCCCGAAGAAGAGGCCAUGGCAGAUCUCCGACAAAGAGUCAAGAAGUACGAAGAUCAAUAUGAGACCAUCAAGGAUGAUUCCCAGUCGUAUAUCAAGAUCUUCAACUUGUCCACCAAGUUGAUGGUGAAUCACAUCUACGGGCGCAUGUCCAAACUAAUGGUCCCAGCCUUGAUGGCAUGGCACAUUGGCACCCGGCCCGUCUACUUGUGUAGGCCAGGGCAGACGCCAAGUGGUAUUACUUUGGACAGCGAGGACUAUGUGGCAAGCUUUGAAAAGUCACACUCCAGCCUCUCUGGCAACUAUUUGGACAUAUCUUCGCAUUCCAAUUCUCGAGGGAGAAUGUCACGCGGUGAUAGGCUUGGUCCGGCCGGCAAGAAGUUCCGCGAGGAGCUUUGCAACUUUCUGGCUGCAGAGGGAGCCGAGUUCCUCGAUCGAAGGGCAAGCACCAUGGACAACAUGCAGACCGGAACAUCCAUGUCCGGCCUUGCACCUCUCUUUCAUGAACAUAGCGAAGGUCAGGACCCUCCCUUCCCUCUUCGUGUUUUGGCAAGUACCAUGCGAAGGAGCGGUGAAACUGCUGCUUUUGAACGUUGUCAGGCCCGCAUCGAGCAGCAGUCCGCCCUGAACCCUCUAGACAAGGGGGAUUUUGCAGGCAUGGAGCUCGAAGAGAUUCAGGUGCAUAACCCCAGCUGGUAUGAAAGGCUGGAACAGGAACCUUUUCACACACGGUUCCUGGGUGGUGAGUGCUAUCGAGACUUGAUUGACCGCUUGGGACCGGUGAUCAUUGACAUAGAACAACAGGUCAUUCCGACUCUCGUUGUCAGUCACGUCAGCAUUCUGCAGACCUUGAUUGCCUACUUCCGCAACACACCUGUGGAGCAGUGUAUGUCCAUUGAAGUUCCACUGCAUACAGUUUUCAAAUUUACGCCUGUGCGAGGCGGCGGGUGGAGCGAGAGUGUGCAUCCCUUGUUGGCAGAUCCAGGGGUUGUGCUGCCCCUCGUGGCUUCCGAGUCUGAAUUCAGCCAGCUCUCACUGACGACGUCGGAAACCUCCACACCAACACAGCCCAUUUGGGGCGACCACAUGAAGUUCCGCAUGACACCUAUUGCACAGCCUAGUGAUUGA